AGCUCCACUUCCAUAGCACCAAAAAAGUAGUUUAACACCUGUUUUUUUACACUAGCCAUUGUGAGGGUUUACAUAAAAAUGCAAGGGUUUUUGAAGGCUCACCAACUUGCUAGGGUUUUGAGACGUCCGUCUUCUCCGAUUUUACUAUAUUCAGUCUCGCGUGUUCAAUCUCCUUGUAUCCUUGAACCUAUUCAAUCUAAUUGCAACUCUUCUUUAUGUCGUGGUUACUUUACGUCUGGUACGAUUUAUGGAAAUUAUAUCCAAACAGAAUGCAAUCUUCAGAGAAAUAUAUGUCAGUGUCAGAAAUGCUCUAUGCUGUUCAGGGCAUCAUUUUCUACUGAAGCAGGGAUAGUUGAAAGUGGUGCGACAGAGUCUGUGAAGGAAUUGUAUGACAAGAUGCUGAAGUCUGUCGUGGAUCAAAGAAGUGCUCCGCCCAAUGCCUGGUUGUGGUCCCUAAUACAAAGUUGUGUAAACCAUGAAGAUGCUAAUCUUUUAUUCGACAUAUUGCAGAGACUUCGGAUAUUUAGACUUUCUAAUCUCCGUAUCCAUGAAAACUUCAACUGUGCUCUCUGCCAGGAAAUUACCAAGGCAUGUGUACGUGUUGGCGUCAUUGAUUUGGGAGAUGUGGAUGCUUUGUGGAAAAUUGAGAAGAUACGAUCAGAAACCAUGAAGGAACGUACUCUUGGAAGUGGACUUUCAUGUGCUAAGGGUUUCCUAGUUGAUCACAAACCUGAAGAUGCUGCUGCCAUCAUUCAUUUACUCAAUCAGACAGUACCUGAUUCGAGAAGGCAAAAAUUCAUGGUUGAACUUCAAAAGCUAGUUGCGGACUGGCCUUUGGAGGUGAUAAAGCGACAAAAGGAUGAGAGGAGGAAGGAGUUGGCUGCAACACUAGAACAUGAUAUUCGUACCAUGCUCAGUGCCUUGUCAAAUAUGGGCUUGAAGUUGAAUGUAAAUGUGGAAGAUCUGACAAGAAUAGGAGUCGUCUUAUCUUGAAUUUUGGUAAAUAAACAUCAAACAUCAUGUUAUCCCUUAACUGCAUAUUUUUGAGUUACAGAGA
This is a messenger RNA of Solanum dulcamara, 1057 nucleotides long. RefSeq lists its product as uncharacterized. NCBI's taxonomy places the organism in Eukaryota, Viridiplantae, Streptophyta, Magnoliopsida, Solanales, Solanaceae. The record is from RefSeq and is a predicted model, not a curated record. The coding region runs from base 79 to 993 and encodes 304 amino acids. The transcript has 8 exons.